GAUUGUCGAGCUCAACGGCUGGUUAAAAAAGGAACCAUUAAGAAAAAUGCACCUUUUUAAUUUCAGUUAAAAACAUCUGGAUCCGUGAAACUGCAGAUGUGAUGCUGUAUGAAGUCAUUCACAGUACUUCUGAAGUUGUGUUUUGUCUGUUAAGUCUUGCUGAGCUUUGGUCGUUAAACAGUGACACAGCGGAGCAUGGACUUCACUGAGUGUUACGGAGACACGAUGUCCAGCGUGGCCGCGGCAGCUCGGUCCGGCUGCAGGAGGCGGCUGCGGAGGCUUAUACAGAGAGGCUACAGCGUGGACUGUCGGGACAACCGCGGCUGGAAAGCGCUGCACGAAGCGGCGGCAGCGGGCAGCAAAGGGUGUGUGCAGGAAAUCCUGUCUGCGGUCAGAGGCUCCUCCAGUGGUAGUUUUGCUUAUGUGAACUCUCUGACACAUGAGGGGGAGUCUGCGUGUUACCUGGCAGCGCAGCGUGGACACCUGGAAGUGGUCCGAUUCCUCCUCAGAGCACAUGCUGAUAUCAACCAGCUCACUAAUGACUUGUCCUGUCCUCUUUAUGAAGCUGUUAACAACGGGCACACCGAUGUUGUGGAACUGCUGGUCAGUGAAGGUGCAGAGGUCAACAGAAUGCACACAGAGUCCUGCUGGACGUGCCUUCACCAAGCUGUUUAUAAGGGUCACAGUGAGAUUGUGCACAUUCUUGUUAACAAAUGCAACCUGGAGGCAGUAGACGAUCACGGGAUCACCCCAUUAUUUGUGGCUGCACAGUAUGGACAGAGGGAGUGCCUGGAAAUACUUGUUAAUGCUGGUGCCAACGUGAACACGCAGGCAGCUGAUCUGGCUACGCCCCUGCUGAUUGCCUCUCAGGAGGGACACCAGGGUUGUGUGGAUUUUCUGUUGGACCAUGGGGCCGACCCUAACCUGGCCUGCAGUCAUGAGUGGCCCCAGUUUCCCAUUCACGCUGCAGCCGAGUUUGGCCACAUCGGUAUCCUCAGGAGGCUGAUAGCUGAUACGGAUCGUGCGUGCGACCGUGAUGAGGGCAUGGUGAGUCCGCUCUACAUGGCCAUCCACAGCAAUCAGAGCCACAUUGUCAAGAUGCUGUUGAGGGAAGGUUACAGCCCAGAUGCCCAGGACUGCUCACACACCCUGGGCAUCCACUCACCACUCUCCCUGGCCUUGUGUCAUACAUCCGAGAAACCAUACAGUGAGUCGGUGAAACUGCUGAUAGCUGCGGGAGCAAGUUUGAGUGAGGAGGACUGGAUGUAUGCUUUGGCCACUGAUGAAACAGACCUGCUGCAACUGAUUCUUAAGCACAGAUGGAUUCCUCGACCGGAGGCUUUGACCAGUGACCACUCUGUACCACAGCAUGAUGGGAAAACUGAGCUGACACUGAAAGAACUGAAUGAGCUGCUCUGUGUGGCUCUAAACCAAAUACAUUUUGCUGGCUGCUGGCUUCCUCUGCUCCUGAAGGCAGGACUGGAACCAUCUUUACUGCUUCAGCCCCACAUGUUGGAAGAGGCAGACAGUGAGGUGUUGAAUUACCUACUUGAGUUUGUAAACUGGUCGACUGUGGCUCCCCUUUUGAAACAUAUUCUGGAUCACAGGCGGGUAGAAAAGACCUGGGAUCCACGUCCAUGUUUUGACUCCAUCCCCUGUCUUUCCCACAUCUGUCGGCUGCAGGUCAGAACUCUGCUGGGACCAGAUCUACUGAUGAGGACCAGUGUAGUCCAGCAGCUCCCUGUGCCCAUCCCACUUCAGGAAUUCCUUCAAUUCAGGGACAUUUCGGAAGCUUCCUACACACACACGCCGCCAUCACCAAUUUUAGAUCGAAUAGAGGAAUACCGCAAUACACACCAGCACAGACAUGUUCUUUAACCACAUCAGUGGGUCAUAUUUAAACUUAAGAAUCUAUAUUGUUCCAUUAAAUGGAAAUGUUUCAUUGCAUGUCUGGUGCAUCAUUUUAUAUACAUUCCCUCAAAAUAUAACCUGUUUGGAAUAUGGAGGGAUUUGAGGUUUAAACAGAAGAAUGUCAGACACUAAAAGAGAUGGUCUUAUGAUACAGAAGAGUGACAAAUUAAUGGAGAAACCAAAAGGCUUAGUGGGGUCAGGUUAAUUGGUGAUUCUAAAUUGCCCAUAGGUAUGAAUGUGUGACUGGCUGUCUUUCUGUGUUAGUCCUGCGGCAGGCUGGCGACUUCUACAGGGCAAACCCUGCCUUUCACCCCAUGACAGCUGGGAUAAGCUCCACCCCACCACCCCCACCUUGCUACCCUGAACAGGAUAAGAGGAAGUGAGUGGAUGGAUGGAUGGAUGGAUUAGAAAGCAUCGUACUGAGUGUUGUGCCACCAGAACAGCUCCACUGCUCCUUGAUGCUGAUUCUUGAAAUUCACUGGAGGGAUGGGCACCAGUCUAUCAAAAUAUAUCCCCUCAUUUGUUUUGAUGAUGGUGGAGAGCUAUCUAAUGGUCCAAAAUCUCCCACAGGUGUUUAUUUGUUUUGAAAUAUGGUGACUGAAGGCACAUGAUUCACAUAGUGUCCAGUGCCUGUUAGGUUUGUUCAGGGGUAAAGCUUAGUGAAGAACACCUUUAUUCUUCUUGUGGAUUCUUCUUGUGCAAGUGAUAAACAUCAGGAGAAAGCAAUCCUGUCGGAGCCCUCCAGCUAUGCUGUGCUUAUUAAGGACAGCUCUGGUGAACCUUUGGAAUGUAACAGCCAGCUCACUAGUGGUUAAAAUAACAAGAGCUGUCAUCCUAAACCAGCUAAACCUGUCUUGUGUGUGUGAGUCAUAUGCUUGUCCCCUGUAUUGGCACUUGAUCAUCAAAUGUUUGCUUUAAGGGGACAAUUAGAUGGCUUAAGAGAGUCCACAGACCCAAUUACUAUAGCGGUGAAGGGUUCACCUUUUUCUUUUAAUUUACCUGUCUGUAAUUCAACUGUUACUUUACAUAAAUUAUUUUAAUCAUUUUCAUAUUGUAUUGUACCUAAAUGCUUUGUAACAACUUGCAUGGCUGAGCCUUUAGCAUUAAUGCUGUGAUUUAAUAAAAUUAUUUUUCUAAUUUAAGUAAAAAUUUC
Archocentrus centrarchus (flier cichlid) is the source of this 3064-nucleotide messenger RNA. RefSeq names its product ankyrin repeat and SOCS box containing 3 (gene asb3). The record is from RefSeq and is a predicted model, not a curated record. The transcript has 9 exons. Gene Ontology annotation, biological process: intracellular signal transduction. Gene Ontology annotation, cellular component: cytoplasm. Gene Ontology annotation, molecular function: protein binding. Bases 196 to 1878 code for a protein of 560 amino acids. NCBI's taxonomy places the organism in Eukaryota, Metazoa, Chordata, Actinopteri, Cichliformes, Cichlidae.